UGGAUACAAAAGUCUUGUGAUGUGUCAUUUUUCUCCCCUUUCGCUCGCAUCGCUGACCAAAGUUUCGCAGAGUUGUUCCACCGCUAACAGUGAUCCAUCGUAAGAAGUAGACGUUCGUGCGCGAUCUCGAAACCCGAGUAUCUGUCUCUCUCGCUGGUGGAAAUUCUUAGUCGCGGGUCAAUUUAUUUUGUAAUAUCAGAUUUGUGACUCAUUCGGAACGGAAACCGAAAGAGCAUACUGUUCCGGUUCGGUUGGUUCUGACUAUUUUUUGUGUGCUACACUGCAAUUGCCCUUGACAAAUCCGCCCCCGAUUGGUUCGCGAGUGACUAAUUUUUUUUUCCCGUGAAAUCUGUGCGAUUGUGCUAAUAUAUAGAGUAGAAGGAAAAUUGAAGCAAAUAGGGCACUGGUAAAGAAUCGAAGUGUGAAAAUGUUCAGUUGGCUUAAACGGGAAACUAAAACGGAGGAGGUGGUAGAGAAUGUGCUCGGGGAGUUGAAAAAGAUUUACAAAAGUAAGCUGCUUCCACUGGAGGAACAUUACAACUUCCAUGAAUUCCACUCGCCGAAAUUGGAGGAUCCGGAUUUCGAUGCGAAACCGAUGAUCUUGCUCGUAGGGCAGUAUUCAACUGGUAAAACCACCUUUAUUCGCUACCUGCUAGAACGGGACUUUCCAGGUAUUCGAAUUGGGCCGGAACCUACCACAGAUCGUUUCAUUGCCGUAAUGCACGACGACAAGGAAGGAAUAAUUCCCGGAAACGCCCUAGUCGUUGAUCCGAAGAAACAGUUUAGGCCGUUAGGAAAGUACGGAAAUGCAUUCCUUAACAGGUUUCAGUGUUCUACAGUGCCUUCACCGGUCCUGCGAGCGAUUUCGAUUGUUGAUACUCCUGGAAUUUUAUCCGGCGAAAAGCAACGAGUUGAUCGUGGAUACGAUUUUACUGGUGUUCUGGAAUGGUUUGCUGAAAGGGUGGAUCGAAUCAUUCUGCUGUUCGAUGCGCACAAAUUAGAUAUUUCGGAUGAGUUCCGUCGAUCUAUUGAAGCCCUUCGUGGACACGACGACAAAAUUCGUAUUGUACUCAACAAAGCGGACAUGAUCGAUCAUCAGCAAUUGAUGCGAGUUUACGGUGCUCUUAUGUGGUCCCUGGGUAAAGUUCUUCAGACACCCGAGGUGGCCCGAGUUUACAUUGGAUCGUUUUGGGAUCAGCCUCUUCGCUACGAUGUCAACCGUCGUUUAUUUGAAGACGAAGAACAGGAUCUAUUCCGAGACUUGCAGUCUCUCCCAAAGAAUGCUGCCCUGCGUAAACUGAACGACCUGAUCAAGCGAGCCCGGCUGGCCAAGGUACACGCCUUCAUUAUUGCGGAAUUGCGCAAAGACAUGCCAACUGUGUUUGGCAAGGAUAGUAAAAAGAAGGACCUCAUCAAAAAUCUUGGCCAGGUGUACGAUCGCAUACAGAAAGAACACCAAAUCUCGCCUGGUGAUUUCCCCGAUCUGAAAAAGAUGCAGGAAGUUCUCGCCAACCAGGACUUUACAAAGUUUCACUCGCUCAGAAUCCCGCUGCUGGAAGUCGUCGAUCGCAUGCUGGCCACCGACAUCGCUCGUCUUAUGAGCAUGAUUCCACAGGAGGAGAUGACCAUGGUUCCGGAGCCGCUAAUUAAGGGAGGCGCCUUCGAUGGUGUUGAAGACAUAGUGUCUCCUUUCGGCUAUCGCAAAGGUGAAGGAAUUGACGCCGGUUGCGGUGAAGUGGACUGGAUUUGUAAUCGCGAUCGGGCGCGUACUGACCCGAUGUUUGAAGCACUGAAACCAAUCGAUGGAAAGAUUUCCGGUGCUGCGGCUAAAUCGGAGCUCAUAAAAUCCAAACUACCGAACAACGUGCUAAGCAAAAUCUGGAAACUGUCUGACGUUGAUCAGGACGGUUUCCUGGAUAUUGAGGAGUUCGCGCUAGCUAUGCAUUUAAUCAACGUCAAAAUGGAUGGAAACGAGUUACCGACCUCACUGCCCGACCAUCUUGUGCCGCCCUCGAAGCGAGAGCUAGAAUAGGAGUAAGAUUAGAUCGAUUGAGCUCCCGCUCUUAGCAAGUACUUUUCCUCCUUCACUUUGCUUUGCUAGUCUGCUGCGACAACCGGAUUCAUUGGGUUACCAAUCUAUUGUUUCAUAUUGUCUAUAUUCCAAAUUGUUUGGUAAGAUUGCAAUUCCAGCGCCCGUAGGUCUUUUCAUACUCUUGCCUCAAUGUAACGUCGUUUGGUUACAAACAUCGAUAGGUUAACAAUCGGAUCAUUUACAUGCACUACUAUAUCCUUCAUCUUCGCUACGGUCGCUAACGGUUGCACGUCACGUCAAAAAUAACGCUAAUACCUUACAAAUAUGGUUUAUCUAAUUUAUUUAUAUAUUUUUUAGAAUGUUUGAGUUCAUUCGCAUAUUUUUUGUUGGUUUUAUAUUUAUUAGAGAUUUAUCAUUAGUAUAUUGUUGUGCUUGUCAUCGUAACAAAUGUGCUUAAGGCAUUUUGGACAAGCAGAAUCCUUAUCCCAAAUUAUGUGUGCAAAUAUUUUCUUUCUUUUUUGAUAGAAGUGAUUUGAAUUAGCUUGUAAGUUAAUAGAGCACUUAGUGAAGCAUGGAAAAGCAGUUUAUUUAAUUAAUCCAAAAUCAUAACACGCUCUGAACGAAUGCAAACCGAUUCGUAACAGAAGUUCGCUCGCAUGCUUCUUCGCUAUUUUAUUAAAAAUAUACAUUUCGCAGGCGCACUGGCUUAUAAGUUGCCUAAGCAAUAUAUUUCUUUACGAGUUAGCUUGUCACGUUUUAGUCGUUGGUACCGACAGCAAAGAACCACACGUCUCCGUCGCGAAGCUGGAACCACAUUGCUUGAUAGCGAAUAUCACUGAGCAUUUACAGAUUCAAAGUUCCCCGUGUGAUAACCUUCUGCAUUCAUAUGAGUUGCUUGAAGGCUUAUAACCGAUGUUUGCCAAUUUCUACCAUGAAAGACGUUGUAACCUAGCAUUCCCAACAAACAACGAAAGCUGAACAAGCCUUUGUUACAAGAGAACAAGCUGAACAAGAGCUGUUCAAGUCACUAUCCAGCUAAAUUGUUUGUUGGGUUUGAUCAUCUCAUCCGGACUUAUGAUUAUGAAACAUCAUAGUUAAAUUUAUUCAUCAAAAAUCAUUAGAAAAGAUUCGCUGCACAUUUUACGCAUAUAUCAAAAAGGCGUAUUCAAUGACAAACGAACACUGCAUCAAAUCAUCACAGCGUGCAUAAUUUCAUUCAGCCCCUACGCGAAGUUAAAAAAAAUGGUUCCGGAAGUCAAAAUAUGCAACGCCUAGUGUUAACUUAAACAAUCUCCUCCUUUCGCACGUGACAGCGGAUAUCAUUAUCACACUUAUCUCUCGGAACCAUCAAUCAUACUACCACGUCUUGCAGUAAGAACAGUUCAUAGCUCACGUUCCGCACCGAGUACAGAAGAUUUCACACCAUGUCAGCAGUUGCGUUGAAGGUGCUACACACAAAUAAAUAUAUUUAUCCACGGAUUGCUCGGACUUACCAUUUUUUGGCCGGAUGUUUGCAAAUAUCAAUUCGCGUUGUUUAACCUUAAGAGCUUUGAUUUAUUAUUUUUAGGAUGCAUUAAAUAAUAGACAAGUUGGAACAAAAAACGAUCGCAGAAAGUUGAAUGAAAGCCUAUUCAGAAUAGUAUGCUGAUGUGGAAGGGAAAUCAAAUUUAUACAUUUAAACCCUCUAAGGGUAAGGAAAAAAGAUAUAUUUACAAGUGUAGCAUUUUUGAAGGAAUUUGUAAAAAUAUCUAUAUUUUAUCGAAUGAACAAACCGUAUUUGUUUAAAUAAGCUAAGGCAAGUAAAUCAGUGAAUACGAAUGUAGUACACAUUAUGGCGAAUAAAAUUUGUUCUCAAAAACUA
Molecule: messenger RNA, 3893 nt
Organism: Topomyia yanbarensis
Lineage: Eukaryota; Metazoa; Arthropoda; Insecta; Diptera; Culicidae
Gene: Past1
Product: EH domain-containing protein 1
Exons: 3
Coding region: 428-2032 (534 amino acids)
Biological process (GO): endocytosis; endosomal transport
Cellular component (GO): plasma membrane; cytoplasm
Molecular function (GO): GTP binding; protein binding; calcium ion binding
Source: RefSeq, a predicted model, not a curated record